ACAAUGCAAAGAAAUCUAAUGGCUGAGAGCAGCCUCGCCCCGACCCAUUAUUUCGACAUGUGGCAUGACUAUAUGAACCUAGGGAGGAUGCUGGAAAAACUUUGUGACGUCGCAGAUCGGACAGCGACCACCUGUACCCAGCUAAAAGAGCACGUGCCGGACGCAGAGGAUCACCAGACCGGUCGCCAGGAGCAACACUGGUUUCGUCUGAAUUCGAUCGGGACUGAGAGCCUGAGUUCUGCAAGCAGCAUUUCAGGAAACACGAGCCACAGCCUGGCUUCCGGUGAUUACUGCGGCUUCUGCAAGCAAAAUGGAGAAACGGCAGAGAUCUACCGGAGCCACAAACUGAAAUCCAAAGACAGCAAAGUCAUCUGCCCCAUUCUGAGGAGCUACAUUUGUCCUAUGUGUGGCGGCACCGGAGACAAAGCGCACACGCGCCGGUACUGCCCACAGCGCAACGGCGUGGUGCCGAAAUACUGGGGGACUGUGGAGUAG
Molecule: messenger RNA, 495 nt
Organism: Salvelinus namaycush (lake trout)
Lineage: Eukaryota; Metazoa; Chordata; Actinopteri; Salmoniformes; Salmonidae
Gene: nanos2
Product: nanos homolog 2
Exons: 1
Coding region: 4-495 (163 amino acids)
Biological process (GO): oogenesis; negative regulation of translation
Cellular component (GO): perinuclear region of cytoplasm
Molecular function (GO): zinc ion binding; mRNA binding
Source: RefSeq, a predicted model, not a curated record